Molecule: messenger RNA, 1421 nt
Organism: Lotus japonicus
Lineage: Eukaryota; Viridiplantae; Streptophyta; Magnoliopsida; Fabales; Fabaceae
Product: 5'-adenylylsulfate reductase-like 5
Exons: 4
Coding region: 251-1120 (289 amino acids)
Source: RefSeq, a predicted model, not a curated record
AAACUGAAUCCAACCGGGCCAUUUUCUUUACCCACUCCAUGAUAGCUAAUCCACCUCCACCUUAACCCACCUCAAUGGACGCCACCUCAAAACCAUCAACAUUACCAGACACUUUUGAGUUUUAAGAGACAAACACAACAUUAUUCUUAAAACCGACAACAACAACAUAUGAUAGCAUACCACCACCCAACACAACACAAGCCUUUUGGGCUGUCUUCCCUCACUCUACACAAAAUAAACAUAAUCUUCAAUGGUGACCUCGCUUUUUCUCUUCUUCAUCACUUGUCUCUCUUUUCUACAAUCCUCGUCUGCCCCUUCUCCAUCUUCUGCUUCCUUUCUGUUUGCUCUUCAAUCUCAAUGCUCCCUUGCCAUCACCCCCAAUCCUCCUCUUCAGGUGGAUGGGAAUUUCGUAGAAAGGGUUUUGUCUGGAAGGAAGAGAGUCGGUUACAUUUCUAUACUCUUUUAUGCUUCCUGGUGCCCUUUUUCACGCAGAAUGCUUUCUGAAUUUGAAAUCCUUAGUUCAAUGUUUCCUCAAGUAGAGCAUGUGGCACUUGAACAAUCAUCUGCUUUGCCAAGCUUAUAUUCGAAAUAUAGGAUCCAUAGCUUGCCUGCUAUCUUACUGGUGAACCAGACAUCUAGGGUGAGAUAUCUUGGUGCAAAAAAUCUAAACUCCAUCGUUGAAUUUUACGAGAGAAACACAGGAUUUCAGGCGAGGGAUCAUAUUGAUUCUGGUCAUCUAAGCAGUUUGAUGAGUGAUGAACAUUCAAAUGUGUCAUUCAUGGGCUUCUCCCUGAAAGAAUUGUCAAGCAGGGAACCUUACUUAGCAGUAUCUAUAUUGUUUCUCUGUUUGAGGAUCAUUCUCUUUGUCUUUCCCGAGAUUAUGCCGCAUCUCCAAGCCUUCUGGGAUUCCUACGCUCCUCGUUUGAACUUGCAAAUAUUCGGCGAGACAAGCCAAGUGAUUGGGCGUGUUCUUAAUCUUAUUGAUGUCAGGAGUGUUUGGACCAAGCUAAGACUAUGCAAAACCAGGAACUUUCAUGAAAGGGCGAGGAGUGUACGGGUUUGGGCAUCAUCUCUGGCAUCUGUUUCUCUGGGCAAGUCAUCAUCAUCAUCUGCUAGGUAAUAAUAUCAAAUCUCAUGUCCAAACUAACAAUCUUGGUGUAGUCAUUUUGAGGGUACCAAAGAGUUCACUUUUCAGAUAUAUUCCUCAAGCUGCAGUAAAUGAAGCUUGAGAACUUAGUCUUAUCUAUCUCUGUUUUGCUAAUUUUAGUAUUAGCUAAAAGAUGUUGUUGUAUGAGUUGGAUUUGGGAGAAAGCAAACAUGCAUGUAAAUUUGAGAGAAACUUCUUUGUAUAAUGUAUAUUAGUUGUCUGAAUGAAAAUAUACACACUAUGUUCAAUAAAAGUUUUUUUUUUUCCCAUACAA